This is a messenger RNA of Juglans microcarpa x Juglans regia, 880 nucleotides long. RefSeq names its product agamous-like MADS-box protein TM6. Gene Ontology annotation, biological process: positive regulation of transcription by RNA polymerase II. The transcript has 7 exons. The record is from RefSeq and is a predicted model, not a curated record. Bases 112 to 789 code for a protein of 225 amino acids. Gene Ontology annotation, cellular component: nucleus. NCBI's taxonomy places the organism in Eukaryota, Viridiplantae, Streptophyta, Magnoliopsida, Fagales, Juglandaceae. Gene Ontology annotation, molecular function: protein dimerization activity; RNA polymerase II cis-regulatory region sequence-specific DNA binding; DNA-binding transcription factor activity, RNA polymerase II-specific.
CUACGUCUUCCUCUUUCACUUUAACAUCUAUAUGCUCUCAAACGCCCACUUGGAGCUCCGUUCUAGAUCAGUUUAAUUGGAGAAGAAGAAGAAGGAAAAACAAUAGAGAAGAUGGGCCGUGGAAAGAUCGAGAUCAAGAUGAUAGAGAACCGCACGAACAGGCAGGUCACCUACUCCAAACGAAGAAAUGGUAUUUUCAAGAAAGCUCAGGAGCUUACAGUUCUUUGCGAUGCUAAGGUCUCCCUCAUCAUGUUCUCCACCGGUGGAAAGUUGCACGAGUAUACCAGUCCCAACACAACGACAAAGGAGAUCUAUGAUCAGUACCAAAAGGCUUUGGGGAUAGAUCUGUGGAGCUCACACUACGAGAAGAUGUUAGAAGAUUUGAAGAAUCUGAUGGAUAGUAACAAUCGACUGGGCAGGGAGAUAAGGCACAGGUUGGGUCAAGAUCUGAACGGUCUGAACUUUGUCGAGCUCCAUGCUCUUGAGCAUAAGGUGUCUACUUCCGUGGACGUCAUACGCGCACGAAAGUUGCAUGUGAUCAAAGGCCAGACCGAUAAAUACAACAAAAAGAUCAAGAACUUGAAGGAAAUACACCGCGAUCUCCAGCUCAAUCUUAGAGCAAAAUAUGAGGAAUCCCAAUAUGGACUAGUGGUGGACAAUGAAGCUGCAGACUAUGAAUCCGCAGUUGCUAUAGCCAAUGGUGCCUCCAACUUAUUUGCAUUCCAGCUGCAGAAUCUGAAUCUUCAUGAUGCUGGAGGAUUUGUUUCCCACGAUCUGCGCCUUGCUUGAUCUCAGUGGCAUUAAUAGGUCACAUUAAUGAUGCUUUUCUAGACAUCAUGUCUAGCUAGCUAGUUAAACUUAUGAGGGAAUAAGUGAGAAU